CCGGCCUCGUCUCUCCCGCGCGCUAAAAGGAGGCGCUCCCAGCCCGCUGCCUCUCCUCUUGCAGCAGAAGCAACGCACGUUUCACCGCCCGCUCCGCCUGCAGGCGACCAUGGCCGGAAAACCGAGGCCGUUUUGGCACGAGGCAUCCCACCAGAUUCUGGCCGGAGGCUCCGCGGGUCUUGUAGAAAUUUGCCUGAUGCACCCCCUCGAUGUGGUGAAAACCAGGUUCCAGAUUCAAAGAGGCAAAACUGAUCCAUCGAGUUACAAGAGCUUGAGGCACAGUUUUAGGACUAUAUUCCAUACAGAGGGUUUGUUUGGUUUCUACAAAGGCAUACUCCCUCCAAUCUUGGCUGAAACACCCAAAAGGGCAGUAAAGUUUUUCACCUUUGAACAAUACAAGAAAUUGCUAGGAAAUGUUUCACUGACACCAGCAUUGACAUUUGCAGUUGCUGGCUUGGGAUCUGGACUAACAGAAGCAGUUGUGGUUAACCCUUUUGAAGUAGUCAAGGUUAGCCUCCAGGCAAAUCGGGAUGCUUUCACAGAGCAACCAUCUACAUUUGCCAAAGCUCAGCAGAUUAUUCGGGCCCAUGGCCUAGGUCUCCAAGGGCUCAACAAGGGGUUAUCUGCUACCUUGGGGCGUCAUGGAGUAUUUAAUAUGGUUUAUUUUGGAUUCUACUUCAAUGUGAAAAACAUAAUUCCUGUCCAUAAGGAUCCAGCCUUGGAGUUUCUGAGGAAAUUUGGAAUCGGACUCAUUUCAGGAACAAUAGCCUCGAUUAUUAACAUCCCUUUUGAUGUUGCGAAAAGUAGGAUUCAAGGACCGCAGCCAGUUCCUGGAGAGAUCAAGUACAGGACCUGUUUUAAAACUAUGGCAACGGUCUAUAAAGAAGAAGGAUUUCUAGCUUUGUACAAAGGCUUGGUUCCUAAAAUCAUGAGGCUAGGCCCAGGUGGUGCAGUGAUGCUUCUGGUUUAUGAGUACACUUAUGGGUGGCUUCAAGAAAACUGGUGAUCAAAACGGCACACCUAAGGCAACAGACUAAUAUAUGUUUUGGUAUCAAGCUGUAAGCAACCCCUUUCCCUCCUUCCGACCCUCAGCAAAAUGGUUUCUCACUCAGCCAUCACUGAAGUUAAUGAACGCUGAUAGCACCAAACUCUUUCCAGGAAUAAAUCCUGAAAUUAUAUUUCAGUAACAGACAAAAAUACAUGCAUCAGUCCAAAAAAAAAAAAAAAAAAAACAUUAUAAAGACAGUAUAUUUUCAAAGAGUAAAAAGUUGGGCUGUCAAGCAAAUUUAUUUUUUAUUAAAUAGCCACCUGCCUUUGCUUGAUUAAACAAUGUAACAUAGAUCUGUACAUUAAAGCUUUAAUUUUGGAUGCAAUCCUAUAGUCACCUUCCUGGGAGUAACUCCGAUUGAAUUGAAUGGGACUUUAUUCUGGUAGACUGACACAGGAUUACACAGUUGGGUACAGUUUUGAAGAAGGAAGUGUUAGGAAACAUAAAAUUCAAUAAACAAAAAUUAUGACUAUCUGUGCUCUUACAUUCACAUCUUUUCCAAUAAGUACCCACUUAUUUACCUGUGUCAGCAAGAUCUGGUUUGGAUUGCUAUUCCCAAAUAAUUUGACUCGUGAUUUGUGCAUUAAUUCGUGUAGAAGAGAAAAGGGCCACAUUUAAUAUUUUCAUUUUAUUUCACACUAUUCCUUCAAUCUAUGGAAGGAUUUGAUCCAGCAGAAUGAUACCACUGGGAUUAAGUGGAGAAAGAUGACUUUUGCCAAUUCCAGCCCCCACACUCAGAGAAAUAUCUUCCAUGGCAUCAUCCACCAUCCUGUUCCAAAGAGUUUCCCAAAUCUUCAGAGCAGACUUUUGGAGGGAUGCUUGCUGCAGUGGGAGGAAUCAACAAAGGGUGCUUCUUCCCUUCCCACUGGUGGAAAUGUCUCCAAACUAGAAUUCCUAAGAAAAAUCUAACAAAGUCUGCUGCCAAACCCAACUGAAAAUUGUGGGAGGAUGUGUGAAAAAGAGAAUUGGCUGGAGGCAAGAGUUAAGCAUCCUCCAAUUUUCCUUUACAGUCCCUCCCCCUUAUUUGUCUAUCCUUGCAUUAGUGUUACUCUCAUAUUUUUCCCUUUAACCUGUACUUGCAUGCUCCUGCUCCAAAUGAACCAAAAUAACCUUCAACUUUGCAAUCCCUAGGUUGGAUCUAAGUUAUGCCUUCUUUUAAUAGAAAGACUGCAUGCAUUGGAUCUAAGUUAUGCCUUCUAAUUAUGGAAAGUCUGCAUGAGCAGAAAGCUUGCUACUCAGUUUUUAUAAGUAAGUGCCUUUCCUCUCACCAUAGUUCACCCCCUUCUCCAAGGGUUCGCCAAGUCCUUUGUGUAGUGUUUGCAGGGGGCCAGCAGGGCUGUGUGGAAGUAGAGAAAUCCACUUCGACCAGCCCAUUGUAUGCAUUCUUGCUAACCUGAGCAGCAAUGUUGACUAUUAUCAAUUUUUUUAAAUGGAUCCACAUUCUGUCAUUGAGUAAACCCAUUGAAAUUGAUAGGACUUAAGUUAGUUAUAAUAUGCAGCCUGGAUCCACCUCAUAGAGUUUUGAAGGCCACAUUAAAAUCUUCACUCUUCAAGUGCAGAGUAGCCUUCUGUGCUGCUGCUUUCGUUAGAUAUGUGAUCUUUCUCUUCUGCAAGGGGAAGGGCUCUGUUUGUGGAAUAUCGCUCCACUUGAUUUUUGGUUCCCCCUUCCACAGCGCAUGACAGUUCACCUCAUUCAGCACAAUGUCCUGGUUCUCUGAAUAGCAUUUUCAGGGGAUUGGAUGAGGUGCUGUGGGGAGGUGAGGGCACUGAAGUGUGUUUCCACCUGUCCAGUUGCAUGUGCCUAAAUGUGGUGCCAAUACACUCUUUUAAUGCAUGAAUCCCGUACUCCCGCUCCUCCGCUAUUUGGACUAAUCCUAGGGGAAUGAGGGCUCAGCACUUUCUCCAAGGUGUCUCUCCUGAUGAGAGUCCCUCCACCCCACAGGGAAGCUGCACUUUGCCACCGGUGCUCCUAUUUCUUGUGCUUUUAAGCAAGAAAAUGGUGCAGAGAAGGGUCAGGAGCUGUGUCCCUCUGGCAGGAAUUGGGAACCUCUGGACAAGGGGCCAAAUAUGUUCCCUAGUGCCUAAUCAGGUACUGCAGAGUUCCUCAGACAGCUGUGCUCCCUUCCCUCCCUAUCACUCACCCUCUGAUUGUGGUUCCCAAUGCCUUGUGCAGUUUUUUCCCCAUUCUCAAGUGCUGAAAUGCCCCACCAAAAUUUGAUUAACUGGCAGCACAAGCUUUAAAUGAAAAUACGCUGCUUUUGCCUUCAGUGCCACUCCCCACUGUAAUGUAGCACCAAAGAACUCCUGCUAAGCAAGCAUGGGCUUCCAUCACAAUGUAACCUUUAGCUUACUUUAAUGUGCAGUUU
Molecule: messenger RNA, 3414 nt
Organism: Varanus komodoensis (Komodo dragon)
Lineage: Eukaryota; Metazoa; Chordata; Lepidosauria; Squamata; Varanidae
Gene: SLC25A21
Product: solute carrier family 25 member 21
Exons: 10
Coding region: 110-1006 (298 amino acids)
Biological process (GO): transmembrane transport
Source: RefSeq, a predicted model, not a curated record